UUCCACGCGAAGGCAUGAGUGUGUUGGUGACAUCCGGGUUCUUUCUUUACUCCCGUGUAUCAACAUGGCGGCUCAAAUCUCGAAAAAGAGGAAGUUCGUAGCUGACGGAGUGUUCAAGGCUGAGUUGAAUGAGUUCCUUACUCGUGAGCUAGCUGAGGAUGGCUACAGCGGCGUGGAAGUGCGUGUGACGCCCACCCGUACCGAGAUCAUCAUCAUGGCCACCAGGACCCAGAACGUGUUGGGUGAGAAAGGUCGUCGCAUCAGGGAACUGACUGCCGUCGUGCAGAAGCGUUUCAACUUUGCUGAGGGAACUGUCGAGCUGUACGCUGAGAAGGUUGCCACCCGUGGUCUGUGCGCCAUCGCACAGUGUGAGUCACUUCGCUACAAGCUCAUCGGUGGUCUUGCUGUCAGAAGGGCGUGUUACGGUGUACUGCGUUUCAUCAUGGAGAGCAACGCCAAAGGUUGCGAGGUCGUCGUAUCUGGAAAGCUGAGAGGUCAACGUGCCAAGUCCAUGAAGUUUGUAGAUGGUUUGAUGAUCCACAGUGGUGAUCCGGUCAAUGAGUACGUCGACACUGCCAUCAGGCACGUCAUGCUCAGGCAGGGGGUGCUCGGCAUCAAGGUCAAGAUUAUGCUCCCGUGGGAUGCCACCGGCAAGAGUGGUCCCAAGCGCCCCCUCCCCGAUGCCGUCAGCGUUGUAGAGCCCAAGGAUGAGGAGAUCCCCGCCCAGCCGUACUCUGAGCAGAAGGGAGUCAAGCCCAUUGAACCAGUUGCUCCUGGCCAGCCCCAACAACAGGUCCCCGUAGCGGGACCAAUGGGCGCUGGAGUGGCUCCUGUGCCACAGCAGCAACAGCAGCCAGCACCACAGAUGGCUUAGAUGAGGAAUCAGAGAGAUGCAAGUAAAACCAACAGAAUGACAAGAGUCGACCAUAAUUAAAGCAAGAUAACCCUCCAUCAAGUUACAACACUACUGCAUUGAUAAACCACUACCCGUAUCAAAGCAACAUUACUGUAUUGAUAAACUAUGAAUAUUUUCCUCUAUUGACGGACUAGUAAAGGUAAUGUUUUGCACACCUCCCUACUGGUCUGAAAUAUUGACUGACUACAUGAUAGAGAUGAGCCGCUGAAUGGCAAGCUAUGUUCAAUAAAGUAACUGGUUAAUGUCACAGUGAA
Asterias rubens (European starfish) is the source of this 1170-nucleotide messenger RNA. Its product is annotated as 40S ribosomal protein S3. The record is from RefSeq and is a predicted model, not a curated record. NCBI's taxonomy places the organism in Eukaryota, Metazoa, Echinodermata, Asteroidea, Forcipulatida, Asteriidae. The transcript is spliced from 6 exons. Gene Ontology annotation, cellular component: nucleus; cytosolic small ribosomal subunit. Gene Ontology annotation, biological process: positive regulation of apoptotic signaling pathway; translation. Gene Ontology annotation, molecular function: structural constituent of ribosome; RNA binding. The coding region runs from base 65 to 874 and encodes 269 amino acids.